Phascolarctos cinereus (koala) is the source of this 1437-nucleotide messenger RNA. The record is from RefSeq and is a predicted model, not a curated record. NCBI's taxonomy places the organism in Eukaryota, Metazoa, Chordata, Mammalia, Diprotodontia, Phascolarctidae.
UGAGCUUAGAAUCCUCUAAUGGCAGCAACAAUAGUCAUGACCUCACAAUGGCCCCACGAGGCUGUGCCAAGUCCUGUCCUCCACCUCCAGCCCCCACCUGGUUGCACCCCUCCUCUGAGCUAUUGCAACAGCAUCCUGCUGGCCUCCCGGCCUCCAGCCUGUCCUCCACUCAGCCGCCUCAGUGACCUCCCCAAAGCCCAGGGCCAACGGCAUUACUCCCCCACUCGCCAAGCUGUGGUGCCGCGCUGCUGUUCUGGAAAUCAAUUACACACUCCGAGCCUGGCAUGCGAGGCCCCUUGACAUCAGGAUGUAAACUCCUUGGGAGCAGGGACUGUCAGCAGGCUUGGAUCUGCCCCCCAGACUUAGCACGAUGCCAGCCACACAGUGAAGAAACUGAGACCGAGCGAGACGUUGCCGAGGUCUGGCUGAGCCCUGAGCAGAGUGCCUGCUCCACAUCCUACUGCCUCUCCAAGGCCAUGCAGCUUGCUUUACUUUGUCCAGGUACAGACUCCAGGAUGUACUCAACACCCCCCAGAGAGCGUCAGCUGGAGCGUGUGGCUGUGAUGGGAGGCACCCACGGGAAUGAGCUCUGCAGCAUCUACCUGGUGAAACACUGGCUACAGGGCCCUUCCGAGCUGCAGAGGGGGACCUUUGCAGCCACGCCCUUCCUGGCCAACCCCAAAGCCACAAAGCACUGCAUCCGCUAUGUCAGCCAGGACCUGAACAGAAGCUUCACAAGGGCCUUCCUCACGGUGCUUCGAGCUGAUGUCUUGUCUCAUAUGAGAGCCCUGGUGGCUUGUGGUCUGGACUUCAACGACCUCUUCAACCAGGGUACCUCAUUCCCUGCUUUCGACAUUGUGGCUUAUAAGAUCAUAGAGCCCGUGGAUUUUCCUCGGUCUCCCUGCGGGGAGUUACUGGGAUUUGUCCACCCCCGGCUCCAGGACAAAGAUUUCUUUCCUCUGAAGCCAGGAGACCCCAUUUUUCAGCUCUUCAGUGGGGAAGAGAUCUUCUACGAGGGUGAUGCCACCAUCUACCCAGCCUUCAUCAAUGAGGCCUCCUACUGUGAGAAAGGAGCCGCCUUCUACAAGAUGAAGAAAUGCACAUUUUCUAUCCCACCUUUAGAGGCCCCAGUGGCAUCAGCCCCAUGAUUACUCAGGGGCCAGAUCGAGGCUGGGAAAACAGUCACAUUGACCUUCGGAGAACUCUCAACUGGUCCAGCCAUUCUGGAAAGCAAUUUGGAACAAUGCCCCAAAAGUGAUUAAAAGUUAUUAAACAUACACUUUGACCCAGCUGCUACUCUGCCUAAACCCCAAAAAGAUCAGAGAGAGAUGAAAAGUAUCUAUCUAUACAAAAAUAUUUAUAGGCAAACCUGUGAAAACUUAUCCAAACUGAUGCAGAGUGAGGUAAGCAGAACCAGGAGAACAAUGUAGACAAUAA